CGCUCCGUACCCGGCUGGUUGUUGAUCUUUAGCGAAAGCCGCCAGUGAUGCAAGAUCUUGCUCACCUGCUGGAAACGUGUAAGGGGUGUGUCUCGGCCGGAGUGAAGAGGCUCACUGGCUCGACGCGCGAGCCACGCGAAUCCCUGGUCGGAAUGUGCGGCACGAGGAGAGCGUUCCUGCAGCUGCUGUGUAAUAAAUACGGCAGGAUGCCCAGAUCUGCUUUCUUGUGUCAUAUCGAGCUUCAUCUUAGCUUACACCUACGUUCACCCUGCUCUGCACACCUUUCAGCAUUCUACUCCCGUUUCACCUCCGUUCAUCAAUUGAUCAGCUCUCAAACUCUAAAAUGCUUUCCAAAUCGCUCCUCGCACUCGCGCUCGCUCCUGUUGCGCUUGCACACUUCGAGCUUAAAUAUCCCACAACUCGCGGUUUCGACGAGGACAAGGAGCCAACUUUCCCUUGCGGAGGCUUCGACACAGUAUCAUCGCAGCGCACCGACUUCCCUAUCAGUGGCGGACCUAUUCAGAUCAACCUGGGCCACCAGCAGACCAAUGUAGCUGUGUACCUGGCUGUUGGUGACAACCCAGGCGAUGGUUUCAGCACUGUUCUGUACCCUCAGUUCCAGGUUUCUGGCUUCGGCAACUUCUGCCUGGGCAAUGUCAGCAUUCCUUCGAGCUUGAACGUCACAGCAGGCACAAAGGCCACCAUCCAGGUCAUCACCAACGCCCACGGCGAAGGCGGUCUGUACCAGUGCGCCGACGUCAACAUGGUCAACACAGCUCUUUCCCAGUCAGACUACAGCACGAACUGCCAGAACGGUACCGGCGUCUCAGUCUCCCAGCAGAACAUCUCUGGUAACCCGAACAGCACAAGUAGCACAGGCACAGCAAGUGGAAGUGCAAGUGCAAGUGGAACCGGUGCGGCCGCUUCUGCUACAGCAAGCAGCAAAAGUGGCGCCGCACAGGCAAAGGCUGCAACUUGGGUUUUGGGUGCCGUUGGCCUGGUCAGUCUUGCGAUGUUGUAGACGAUCUGACGAUGGAUCCGGCUUGCCUGGAGCGAGCUAUAGCGAUAAUAAUUAGUUGUUCUGCAUCAAUGAUACCAAUGGCCUUUCUACUGUACAUAAGUAUGGAGAUUUGGUGUGUGAUCGAGUGCUGUGUGAAGAUUCAACCACGGUCCUAGUUGAUGUAAUCGAAGACUCGAGUGAUGCGGUCACCAGGCCGGCCACCUCGAGCGUCCCGUGUUGACACCAGCAUGCAACAC
This is a messenger RNA of Didymella exigua CBS 183.55, 1257 nucleotides long. RefSeq lists its product as uncharacterized. The coding region runs from base 344 to 1021 and encodes 225 amino acids. NCBI's taxonomy places the organism in Eukaryota, Fungi, Ascomycota, Dothideomycetes, Pleosporales, Didymellaceae. The transcript is spliced from 2 exons. The record is from RefSeq and is a predicted model, not a curated record.